AUGCUUAACCAUGUUUGGAAUUUAUUUUCAAAAGCAGGCUCUUUAUGGGUAGCAUGGAUUGAAGCAAACUGGUUGAAAGGUAGGAGCUUCUGGACAGUUCCUAUUCCAGCUUCUUGUUCUUGGAGUUGGAAGAAGAUUCUCAAGCUCCGAGACCUAGCCAAAAGAUUCAUUCGAUUUAAGGUUGGGAGGGGUAAUAAGGUGUUCUUGUGGUUGGAUAAUUGGCAUCCUGCAGGCUGUCUUUUGGAUAAAUAUGGUUGUAGAAUCGUUCAUGAUUCAGGUUUUCCCCUGCAUGCCAAACUGGAUGUCAUUAUGAAGAAUGGUGCUUGGUUUUGGCCUUAUGCCCGGUCAGAUGAUCUUGUUGAGAUUCAGAGUCAACUCCACACAGUUGAGGUUGGAGAUGCUGAUGAGCCAGUAUGGAAUUCUCGAAGUGGCACAUAUAAGUGCUCGGAUACUUGGGAAAAAUUGAGAGAGGUGCAUCCGGUAGUUGAAUGGUGGAAGAUUGUUUGGGCUCCUGCUUCUAUCCCUCGGCAUUCUUUCAUGCUUUGGCUAGUUUUCAGGGAUGCUUUGAUCACUAAACAACGCAUGUGUUGCUGGGGUUACUCAGGACAGAUUCUCUGUCCUUUCUGCUAUGGAGCUCAAGAGAGCCGUGAGCAUCUUUUCUUUAGGUGCAGUUUCAGUAGGCGGAUUUGGACUGAAAUCAUGGCUGAGUGUUCUUUUUACAAUGUGCCUUUGGAUUGGGAUGAUAUUGUAGUUUGGAGCUUGAAGGUGAUGCAGGGGAAAAGUUUAAGAGCAGUUUUGGGUCGACUGUGUUUUGGAGCUACUGUAUACCAUACAUGGAAGCAGAGGAACGACCUUUUGCACAAUAACACUCUACGCACGGAGGAAGCAAUUUUGACUCGUGUUAGGUGGGAAACUCGAGUGAAGAUUGUAGCAAAAGGGAAGAUCAGCCAUUUCAGGAAGAAUAUGAACCUUGUUGCUAAAUGGAAUUUGCAUUUUCUGGAGUAA
Messenger RNA from Alnus glutinosa, 1005 nucleotides. RefSeq lists its product as uncharacterized. The transcript has a single exon. The record is from RefSeq and is a predicted model, not a curated record. NCBI's taxonomy places the organism in Eukaryota, Viridiplantae, Streptophyta, Magnoliopsida, Fagales, Betulaceae. The coding region runs from base 1 to 1005 and encodes 334 amino acids.